Messenger RNA from Brassica oleracea var. oleracea, 673 nucleotides. RefSeq names its product transmembrane protein 256 homolog. The record is from RefSeq and is a predicted model, not a curated record. The transcript has 5 exons. Lineage: Eukaryota; Viridiplantae; Streptophyta; Magnoliopsida; Brassicales; Brassicaceae. Bases 32 to 373 code for a protein of 113 amino acids.
AUAAUUUGAGUUGACCCAUCUCUCUUGACAAAUGGGAAAUUGCGUAAGAAGCAACCUAAGAGAUUUGGGAGGAAGACGAUCGAUGGAUCCUCGGAUAUGGCACAAAGUCGCCGCAGUUUCUGGCAUGGCUGCUCUUGGUUUAGGAACUUACGGUGCUCAUGUCUUUAAGCCAGAAAACCCUUCUUACAAACAGGUGUGGCAAACGGCUUCUCUUUACCAUUUGGUUCACACUGCAGCUCUUGUUUCUGCUCCUAGUACCAAAUAUCCCAACAUUUUUGGUGGCUUGUUGACUGCUGGGAUUGUGGCCUUUUCCGGCACGUAUGAAUAUGCGAAAAGCUUCGUGUUCGUCAAUGUUGUAGGUGUUACAUGGUAGCAUUGCGCGAGGACAGGAAGUUUUCUACAUUGGCACCAUUCGGAGGCUUUGCUUUCAUUGCUGCAUGGACAACUCUACUUUUCUAAUGAUUUUCAAAUUAUCUUUACUGUCAAGUUGUGGUCAUUCUUGUGCCUUAUCCCACUGAUGAAGAAGCCUUAUCCUACUUAUGAACUCAAUGUUUCUCCUCAAAGAUUGCUCAAUAAAUCUAAAUGACCAGAUUAUGUUAGCUACGUGCUUUACUUGUUGAAUUUGUUGCUGAAAGGAUUAUUUAUAUAAAUGGCCAUAUUAGUGUUAUCUUAA